Messenger RNA from Pestalotiopsis fici W106-1, 660 nucleotides. RefSeq lists its product as uncharacterized. The coding region runs from base 1 to 660 and encodes 219 amino acids. NCBI's taxonomy places the organism in Eukaryota, Fungi, Ascomycota, Sordariomycetes, Amphisphaeriales, Sporocadaceae. The transcript has a single exon. The record is from RefSeq and is a predicted model, not a curated record.
AUGAUCUGGAAGCAGCGGAACCGCAUGAUACCGAAGUGCGUCCGCAAGAAGAACCGGGACGACAAGGCCAAGUUCGAAGAGUUCCUUGCCUCCAUCUUCCUGUCGAAUUGGGACAGCUCCGCCGUGCCAGGCCUGGUCACGCUCAAUCCGAGGAAGCAGCUAGAUUGUGCCACUCCAGUUGGUGUCUGGUCUCGUGACCUCACCAAGGACAACAAGGGCCAAGAGGGCAGCGUCAAGCUUCCCGAAUACAAGUGCAAAGGUGGUACAGCCUACUGUAGACCCGACAUUAUAAACGGCAUGGUGAACUUCAAGAUCAUUGACCGUCGAGGCUGUCACCAAAAGGAGGAGGAUGUUGUUUGGAGCAAUGGCAAAGGCUUGACUCCUAGCUUGAAGAGUUCGAUCUGCGGAACCUAUGAUAGGUACGAGAUCCAGCACAUCCACGAGCACAACAGAAAGGUUGCCAAGGCUCGAAUGCAAUACCGUCUCUGGGCAAAGGGUGGAAGCCUCGUUUCCGACUCACUGCCACCGCCGGAGCCCGAGUUUCUCAGCAUCCGCUUGCGCCAACGACUAUUCUGCGGCAAACGUUUCAAGGAGGCCAAGAUGAUCCGCCGCUUCGCAAAAGACGACAUCGCCAACAUGAAGGAAACCCUCCAUUUGUGA